AUGAGCGAUUUAAUUAAUAAAAGAGAAGAUAUAAAUAAUGAAUUAAAUAUAAUAUUUAGUUAUUUUAAAGAUAAUAAUAUUAAGAAAUCUACACCUUUACUAGAUAAAGAAGGUUUCCCAAGGAAUGAUUUAGAUAUAGUGACUAUAACUCAGUAUAGACAAAGGUUGACUGUAUUACAAAAUGAUUUAGAGAGAAUUAAUCAAGAUAUUUAUAAAUUCCUGGAGCAACAACCGAAAACAGCGGCGUCAAGUGAUAGAAAGCCGAUUAAACAUUCAACCCCUUGGUCUAUCGUGAAAUCAAUAAAACCAUCUUCAAUAGCAGACAACGCUGGUUUGUUGAAAGAUGAUCUGAUCAUCCAAUUCGGUCCAUUUAGUCAUCUCACGUUAGAUAACUUUGAAAAGUUACCAGGAUUCAUACAGGAGAAUAGAGGCAACGACGUCAGAGUUAUCAUUCUUAGAGAUAAUCAAGAAAUUACCUAUACUUUCAAUUUAAAUGGUAGUCCAUUAGGUUUACAUAUCGUACCUUUGUAA
Messenger RNA from Wallemia mellicola CBS 633.66, 531 nucleotides. RefSeq lists its product as hypothetical. The transcript has 3 exons. Lineage: Eukaryota; Fungi; Basidiomycota; Wallemiomycetes; Wallemiales; Wallemiaceae. The record is from RefSeq and is a predicted model, not a curated record. The coding region runs from base 1 to 531 and encodes 176 amino acids. Gene Ontology annotation, cellular component: cytoplasm; nucleus. Gene Ontology annotation, biological process: proteasome regulatory particle assembly. Gene Ontology annotation, molecular function: protein binding.